Molecule: messenger RNA, 2658 nt
Organism: Pomacea canaliculata
Lineage: Eukaryota; Metazoa; Mollusca; Gastropoda; Architaenioglossa; Ampullariidae
Product: protein phosphatase 1 regulatory subunit 42-like
Exons: 9
Coding region: 802-1836 (344 amino acids)
Molecular function (GO): protein binding
Source: RefSeq, a predicted model, not a curated record
CUCCGUCACCAUGAGAUGGUGCAUGCAUACUCCGUUAUGUCGCAAUUAAAAAUUAUAUUAACGAGAUCAGAAUCUAAAACUUAACAAAUUUACAUACACGCUAAUAAUACCAUCGAUACGCUCUUUCGGGAAUAUUUAAUUGAUAAAGGGACAUCUGUUCUCUAUGAGAUUGUUUCAAGUCGGUGCAAGCUCUCUUGUUUGACAGCGGUCGUAAUGACGGUCAGCACCACGCCGCUUGUGUCGUUUUGUUACUUGCAUUCACUAAAUGUUAUAAUUUGUUUAGUUUAGUCGUUGUUUUCUACAAAUGCUGUGCAGCUUAUUUUCUGAAAGUUUACUUUUCUUAGACGUAUUUUGAUGUCAUCAAGAAGCCCUGUUUAAAAAGGAUUCUUGAGUAAAUAAUUUCGAUUAACGCUCUUAGUUACUCGCGUAGCAACUAAUAAACAAUAGAACUCGAAGUGAUCCAUACGCCCAGUUCGGGCAUGUACUUUAAAGUGAUAGUUCUCUUUGAAUCGGUUUCUGUUUUUAUUUGUGUAUCUAUUUUUGUUUUGUUCAUAAAGUCUACUAAAUUCUUACCUCAUUUUAAUAUCGAAUCAAGUAUAUUGUUAAGAACUAAUUUCUUCGUCGGUGUAAAAUAUCCGUGAGUGGUUCUAUCGCAGUUGAUGGCGAACUAUAGGGCAAUUUUCGGUAUACUUCUGCCCUUCUAGCUCGUUUCAGUACUGACGAAACAUAACAUAUUUUCAAAGUAGCAGUCGAUGCUACCAAGUUCCAAAAAGCAUUAUCAAAGUGGUCUUAAAAGCGGAAAUGGGGCGAUUGACAAUAGACCUAAUAACCAGAGGUACAUCAGGUUAUGCAAAAAAGAAGAGGGAUGAAACCCCCCAACAGUAUGUACGACGACUUACACAUCUCUACCUGGAAAACAGAAACAUUUCAGAAGUGGGAGAAGAACUAAUGCUCUGUAGAAAUUUGGUUGUUCUGUAUUUGUAUGACAAUUGCCUGACAGAUGUGCCUUGUCUCAAUCACAACUGCAAUCUGACUCACCUUUACCUUCAAAACAACCUUAUUAGCAAGAUAGAAAACUUAUCUGCACUAACAAAACUGAGCAAACUGUAUCUGGGUGGUAACUGCAUCACAGUGGUUGAAGGCUUGGAAAAACUUCAGCAACUGCAGGAGUUACAUGUGGAGAAUCAGCAAUUGCCAGCUGGCGAGCAACUCUUGUUUGAUCCUCGUUCUCUUAAUGCAGUGUCUAAAUCUCUGGAGGUGCUGAACGUGUCAGGCAACAAGUUAGAGUCCUUAAGAGAUCUAGAAGUGCUGCAAGGCCUGACCCAGCUGUAUGCAUCAGACAACCUUUUGAAUGACAUCAAGGAAUUGUCACAGCUGCUACCAUUCUGGACAAAACUCUGGAGAUUAGAACUAGUCGGAAACCCCUUAUGUCACAAGUCAAAGUACAAGGACAAAAUUAUCAUCAUGGGCAAAAAUCUGGGCAUGCUUGAUGGCAAAGAGGUAACAGAUACUGCUAAACAGUUCUUAUGCAACUGGCAUGCAACAAGAGAAACACAGAAGAAAAAACGUGAAGAGUUUACUCGUCAAGGUUCUUUCACAGGAGACCUGCCACCUGUUAAUCAGCACUACCCAUUGAAGCAUUCUGGCACAAGAUUAGGGUAUCUUAUGCCUGGGCUACCCAGAAAAGAAUUUGAUGAGAUUCUUUCAAGAAAUCAUGGAUUUGGGGAAGGAGGGCCAUCAAAGAUUCAGAGUGGUGUAUUUCGUUCAAAUUUAAGGAAGAAAUUGUCAUCAAUAAAAGGCAGUUACAAAGAAUCAGCAGGCCACUGGCUACCGUGAAUACAGAAAAACCACCUUAUCUUCAGCUCCUUUGCGACGGAAUCCUUUGACAAGCAUCAGCAUUGAGAUGACUAGAAGUCUGCAUCCAAUGCACAACAUUGCUCCAUUUUAGUCAUUCCAUUAUUUUCUCAGCAUUAUUUACUCGUUAGAAACACUUUCAUUUGCCUACACAUUAGAUUUGUCAUUAGACUCAUUAUGUGGCUAUUUUUGAAAUGGGUUUUCUAUGAUGAGGUGUGUCUGUGCUUAUGUGUUUGUAGGUGUGCAUGUCUUUACUGUAAAACUGAUGACACACAUGAUCCAUGCUCAGUUUGUGUUUUUUUGGGUUGUUUUUUGUUGUGAGCUGGGGUUAAGUUUGGGUCAAUUUAUUGGUGGGCUUGGGUAAGGGGGUUAGGGUUUAAGGGUAAAAAGACUUAACAAUCCCAACCAACUUUUACAUUGUUAAUUUUUGUAUGGGAGCAUGAUAAGUGAGGAUUUUUUUGUGGUGUGGACUUGGAACCUAAGGGAACUGGAGACAUCAUUGGUUUGCAAAUGAAGUUACAUAGAUUGGUUUCAGAGGACUGCUCUGUCUCUUUCGUCUCAUCCCCAGAUCUACAUCUACUUUGGCAUCUUCUGUCACCUAUGUACAAGUGAAUGGUGUGUGUGUGUGUGAAAUGGGAGGAUGGGUGGUAGGAUGUGAGUGUAUAUAUGAGAGGUGUGUGCCUUGCUAUAAAUGUCUCUGCCUUAUUGAACAAUCAAAAAAUUGCUAUUUAUAUAAUUUACAGUACAGAUUGUGCAUUUUGACCUCUAAUAUUGGACAUAAACAAAACAGUUAACAGAAAAAAA